GCCCGGUCCACAGAGCCCAAAAUGGCGAGUCGGGGUACGGGGUCAGGGAGCUAGAGGGAUCAAGUGGGGGACCGGUCCUCCCAGGGCCCCGCGCUCCGGAGCUCGGAGCUCCACUCUCCAGGCCCGGAGAGGAGCGGGAAGCGGGCGCCUCCUCCCCUAGGGCGGCGGGGAGGCCUGUCGACCUUGCAGCCGAGCCGAGGAAGAGGGAAGUGGCGUCCGCGGAAGCCAGAGCUGGGCGGAGUGCCCUUGAGAAGAUCCGCUCAUUGGUUUUAUACCAAACCCGACAAGGCCUCAGUUGUCCAAGGCCCCAGGAGGAUGUCACACAUAGGAGUAAAACUGUUCCUAGAGCAGAUGAUGAUGAGACAUCUAGAGGUGAAGGCAUGCUUGUACCCCCACAGGGAGGCUUUAUGGGAGGCUAAGGAGUCCGUGAAAGAGCGCUCCGGUGAGAGGAAGAAAUCCAGCCCACGAAUGGACAGUCUGGGUCCUGAGAGCGCUCACCAGCACUUCCGGAGCUUCUAUUACCAUGAAGCGCCUGGGCCGCACGAAGCUGUCAGCCAGCUUCAGGAAUUAUGCCACCAGUGGCUGAGGCCAGAGAUCCACUCGAAGGAGCAGAUCUUGGAACUGCUGGUGUUAGAGCAGUUCCUGACCAUUCUGCCCAGGAGCACCCAGAGCUGGGUGCAGAAGUAUCAUCCACAGAGCAUCAAGGAGGCUGUGGCCCUGGUAGAGCGCUUUCAGAGGGAACCUGGUGGAAUAAGUGAUGAGGUCACAGCCCAUGAUUGGGAAAAGGAGGCCGUGCCCUUGGGAGGAACAGCAGUGGCCCCAGGCUUUAAGUGGAAGCCCGCAGAGCCCCAACCAAUGGGUGUGUUCCAGAAAGAAUGUUGGAAUACAUACCGGGUACUACAGGAACAGCUGGGCUGGAAUACUCACAAAGAAACCCAGCCUGUAUAUGAAAGAGCGCUGCCUGCUCAACAGAUUCUAGCCUUUUCUGAGCAGAAAAGCCCCCCAAACUGGAAGAUGGCGUCUGAGCUCAUCUUGCCUGAGUUCCAGAGCUUGUUGACAUUUGAAGAUGUGGCCGUGUCUUUUUCUGAGGAAGAGUGGAAAUUACUGGGCCCUGCUCAGAAGAUCCUUUACAAUGAUGUCAUGCAGGAAAACUACGAGACCGUCCUCUCUCUAGGGUUAAAGCUCAAAAAUGACACUGGAAAUGACCAACCUAUAUCUGUUUCUGCAUUAGAAAUACAAGCGUCAGGACGCAAAGUGUUAAGAAAGGCCAGAAUGAAAGUUGCCCAGAAAACAACAGGCAAAGAAAAUCACGGUGCUACACGUAGGCUGCGGAAACGGCAUCGAGCUUUCCUAGGGAGGAAAAGAAAGAAACUUUCAACUUGUAAACAAGAGCUUCCAAAACAAAUGGAUCUUCACGGGAAAGGCCAUGCAGGAGAGAAACCUUUUAAGUGCCAGGAAUGUGAGAAAAGCUUCAGGGUUAGCUCUGACCUUAUUAAGCACCAGAGAAUUCACACUGAAGAGAAACCCUACAGAUGUCAACAGUGUGAUAAGAGGUUUAGAUGGAGUUCAGAUCUUAAUAAGCACUUAAUGGCACACCAAGGAAUAAAACCCUACAGAUGCUCAUGGUGUGGCAAAAGCUUCAGUCACAAUACAAAUCUACACACACACCUAAGAAUUCACACAGGGGAGAAGCCCUUUAAAUGUUAUGAAUGUGGGAAGAGAUUCAUUCAGAACUCUCACCUUAUUAAACACCAGAGAACCCACACGGGUGAGCAGCCGUAUACCUGCAGCGUAUGCAGGAGAAGCUUCAGCAGGCGGUCAAGCCUCCUCAGACACCAGAAGCUCCACAGGACAAGGGAAUCCUGUCCAGGGUCUCCAGUCUGAAGAAAAUCACCGUACGGCUCUUGACCCCAGAGGCGAUGAAAGAGUGUAAAACUAUGAGGCACCCGCGGUAAAGAAUUUGUCACCAACGGGACAUUUUGGAGGGGUACACGCCAUACGUCACAGAAAGGAGUCUAAGCUGUCUCUCUCGUUCAGCGUCGUAUCUUCAGCGCCUGGCACGAGACCGAUACACAAUGAGUACUUGCUAAAUAAACGAGUGGAAAUACAGUUAUCAAA
Molecule: messenger RNA, 2118 nt
Organism: Prionailurus viverrinus (fishing cat)
Lineage: Eukaryota; Metazoa; Chordata; Mammalia; Carnivora; Felidae
Gene: ZNF75D
Product: zinc finger protein 75D
Exons: 6
Coding region: 316-1884 (522 amino acids)
Biological process (GO): regulation of transcription by RNA polymerase II
Molecular function (GO): RNA polymerase II cis-regulatory region sequence-specific DNA binding; DNA-binding transcription factor activity, RNA polymerase II-specific
Source: RefSeq, a predicted model, not a curated record